AUGGUCGUGCUUACCGACAGCUCACCCUGGAACAAGGCAAUCGCCGCACGAAACCAACGCACCUCCCCGCUGCUCAAGCUACCCGAUGAACUACGGAAUCGGAUCUACGGUUACGUACUCGGAAACCGAACGUGGGAUGUCGGCUAUUGCCAUGAGAAGCGAGAUUGUGAAGACAAAGUCUACGAGGUGUUCCGGUUAUACGAGAAUUUCCGACUAUACGAGAAGUUCCGACUAUACGAGGAGACCGAGCCAAACCACUAUAGAACGAAGUCUUCCUUCGGCUCACCUUUGCUGGAAGUGUCGCGCCAGAUACACUCAGAGGCAUGGCUACUCUUCUUUUCACACAGUAAAUUCGCGGCCAGACGCUCUAUGUCAUUCUUCUUGUGGUUGGAGUCACUGCCUGAUGUUGCGCGGCUUGCGAUAUCCUCGGUCGACUUGGGCGACAUAAGACUCCCUAUACAAAUUGAAGGCGACAGCAUCGUUGUAUCCGUAUACGAUGCCUUAUACCCCCGCACGUCCUUUUCUCCCAUCGAUGUCCAGCAAAGACCAGCGAGCGACUCAUCUUGGGAUCACGACAUCUUUGACUCCCUAGGUGAUCUAUAUCGGAGGCUGCCCGGCCUGAAGAAUCUUCACCUCACAGUCAAUCUGGUACACGGUUCUCAGCUCGCGAGUCAUCAGCUUCUCGACAGCCUAUAUAUUGGAAUCUCGGACGAAGAGGUCAAGGCUAAUCUGCGCCUAGAGCUAGCGAAGAUUUUCGCGCUCCCUGAUGUACACGUCAACGCAGACUUGAUUCUUCCCCAAAUAUAG
Messenger RNA from Alternaria conjuncta, 807 nucleotides. RefSeq lists its product as uncharacterized. The record is from RefSeq and is a predicted model, not a curated record. The transcript has 2 exons. Lineage: Eukaryota; Fungi; Ascomycota; Dothideomycetes; Pleosporales; Pleosporaceae. The coding region runs from base 1 to 807 and encodes 268 amino acids.